Messenger RNA from Stomoxys calcitrans (stable fly), 447 nucleotides. RefSeq lists its product as uncharacterized. The transcript is spliced from 2 exons. NCBI's taxonomy places the organism in Eukaryota, Metazoa, Arthropoda, Insecta, Diptera, Muscidae. Bases 1 to 447 code for a protein of 148 amino acids. The record is from RefSeq and is a predicted model, not a curated record.
AUGUUUAAGAGUUGGUUACAAGCUAAGGGCCUUUGGAUUAAAGAGACUGUCAUGAAGGCAAAAAUCACCCUCAUUGCCCUCGCCUGUUUGGUCGCUGCCAAUGCUGGUUUAAUUGAAACCCACCAUGUAAUCCAGGAACCCGUUCUCACUAAAGUCGGUGCUGUGGUCCAUAGCGCACCUUCGGCUGUAUCACAUCAAAGUUUUACCCGUGUCCACAAUAAGGCUGUCAUUACACCUGUUAUUACCCCAGUUGUGAAGACCACCGUUCAUGCUGCUCCACUAGUUAAGACCAUCGAACCUGUUGUUCAUCAUACCUAUACUGCUGCCAUUCCUUCAGUACACUCUGUUCCAGUUGUACAUUCUGCCUUUGUGCACUCGGCUCCCAUAGUUCAUACAGCUCCAGUUGUUAAAACUAUUGCCCCCGCUGCUUAUGCCAUUCAUCAUUAA